CUUCGAAAUCGGAUGUCGAAACCCUUCCGAUCGCGAAGUAGGGGAGCAGCUAUUUCGACCGCUGCCUUGGCCGACGAGGAGUACGAGGACGGCCUCCGUGACGGUGUAUGCAAUUGUCGUCUUUCCCCUUUGCUGCCUCGUAGGUGACCAAGAAGGGGUUUUAUACUGUUAAUCAGAGGGAAAAAGGAGUGAGAAAAGGUAAAAAAACAAUGCCCAGACCAGGACCAAGGCCAUAUGAAUGUGUGAAGCGUGCUUGGCACAGUGACAGACACAAGCCAAUUCGAGGAUCCCUUAUUCAAGAGAUAUUCAGAUUGGCCAAUGAUAUGCAUAGUGCUGCCACCAGGAAGAAUAAGGAGUGGCAGGAGAAGCUCCCCAUUGUCGUUCUGAAGGUUGAGGAGAUCAUGUACUCUAAAGCCAACUCCGAGGCAGAAUACGGGGACUUGAAGACAUUAGUAGAUCGAGUAACUGAUGCUAUUGACACCAUUAUCCGGAAGGAAGACUCCCCUGAGAUUGGAGACUUCUUGCAGCCUUGUAUUGAAGCGGCACUUAACCUGGGCUGUGUUCCGAGAAGAGUUUCGAAGAGCCAGCACCGCAGCAACCCAAUGUGCUAUCUUAGUCCAAACGCAAGUGAUGUCAGACCAUCCUCGCUGAAAACCUCUGAUAGUAACACAAGCAGCCUCGGACAUAUCCUCAAGGGGAUUCCAGAUUUCAGCAACCCGAACAACUAUACCUCCCAGUUUCCAUCCUGGAACUCAAGUAUGGACAGAAUCCAAUGCCCAAACUCAAAGAAGAAUGAACCCUCCGCUUUCAAAGGAAAAUUGCCUGUUCAUGUCUCAAGCUUUACCUGCCCAAAUCUGGCUGGAGCAUAUCCCAUGUAUUACAGCGAUAAUCAUCCUGGGAUGGCAUACCAUCAAUCUCUUCAAUUCAGCGAGGACCAAAUGUAUCGUAUGACAGCAGCCACCACGAGUGGCUUCAUGUCCAAGGCAGAGACCAGUUUCGAGCAGAACCUUAUUGGCAGCAAAUUUGUCACUGGUACCUCAAAAGGUGAUUCAACAAUUUCAGAGACGCGUAACGAAGGAUGGGGCCUGUCGCUGAGGUUGGGGCUUCCAUCAUCUCCAUCCAAAAAUGCCAAGCCACUGGAUUGAGAAACUAUAGUCAACAAGUGGCCUAACUGGAUGGGUCUUGCAGCCUUAAGGUAUGGAAUUUUCGGGUAUGUGUAUCUCAGUAAUAUGCUCUCACUCCGAGCACAAGGUCUCCCUGUUGAUUCUAAGUACAUGCAUAAGCUCAACAAGGUGAUCCUUUAACUGUGAUUUUCAUCACAAGAAAAGAUUUCCCAGCUCGGCCAUCACUAGUUAAUUCGUUCGAUGAGUCUGUUAUGUUGUAAAAUAAGAUUAUGUUUUUAAGCAUCUGCAGGUUGUAUGAGGUUAUGUUUGGUGUCUCAUUCUGCUGUGGUGUGGUUGUACCUUAAACUAGUUAGUAGCGUCGAUGGCAUGUUUCUUUAUACUGCACUUUUAGACUUCUGUUAAGUUAGCGAGGUUUUGAUGAAUUUUUAAAUAAUGAAUUCUAUGAA
Zingiber officinale is the source of this 1570-nucleotide messenger RNA. RefSeq lists its product as uncharacterized. NCBI's taxonomy places the organism in Eukaryota, Viridiplantae, Streptophyta, Magnoliopsida, Zingiberales, Zingiberaceae. Gene Ontology annotation, molecular function: transcription coregulator activity. The transcript has 6 exons. The record is from RefSeq and is a predicted model, not a curated record. Bases 210 to 1145 code for a protein of 311 amino acids. Gene Ontology annotation, biological process: regulation of DNA-templated transcription.